Messenger RNA from Solanum stenotomum, 2901 nucleotides. RefSeq lists its product as uncharacterized. The coding region runs from base 1 to 2901 and encodes 966 amino acids. The record is from RefSeq and is a predicted model, not a curated record. Lineage: Eukaryota; Viridiplantae; Streptophyta; Magnoliopsida; Solanales; Solanaceae. The transcript has 4 exons.
AUGGAUAAAUCUUGGAUUGGAAUGCCAAGAAACACAUCGGAGUAUUUGCUUGGUUUGAAUCAAUUUCUAGAUUUUGAAUUUAACAAUGGAUCUAUAGGAGAUAAAUAUGAAUGUCCAUGUCCUAAAUGUGGUUUUGGAAAGUGGCAAACUAGAAAUAUAGUGUUUGACCAUUUGAUCAACAAGCCGUUCCCAAAGAAUUAUGUCACUUGGGUUAUGCAUGGAGAAAUGAAUGUGCUUCCUAAUUCGAGAAACACAGAGACCACUCAAGCUACACCACCCACUGAAAAUCCAAUAGAAUUAUUGGUUAAUGAAGCAUUCGGGGGCUUAAGGCAUGAGGGUGUUGAUGUAGGUCCAUCACCGGUCGUGGAAGAAGAAGAAACGUUACAUGAUACGCCUGCUAUAAAUAAGAAAAAUUUAUUUGAGUUGCUUAAAGAUGGAAGUCAAGAAUUGUAUGAAGGCUCCAAGUACUCAAAGUUGGAAUUUUUGUUAAAGCUUUAUCACAUUAAGUGUUUGUCUGGAUUAAGUGAUAAGAGAAUGACUAUGAUCCUAGAUCUACUUAGGGAUGCAUUUAAAUUUGCUAAGAUCCCUGAUUCUUUUUAUGAGGCAAAGAAAACCAUAAAUAAGUUGAGUCUUGAUUGUAUCAAAAUAGAUGCUUGUCCAAAUGAUUGCAUGUUGUAUUGGGAAGAUGAUGUUAAUGUCGAGACAUGCAAGUAUUGUCACACUUCUAGAUGGAAGCCAAAGAAGAAGAGCAAUACAGAUCAUACACCGACCACACGUAAGAAGAAAAAGAAGAAGCAAAAGAAGAACCCUGCAAAAAUUUUGCGAUACUUUCCCUUAAAACCAAGAUUGCAAAGAUUGUUCAUGUGUUCUAAAAUUGCAAAGCAUAUGAAAUGGCAUGCAGAGGAUGAUAACAAAGAUGGAACCCUACGACAUCCUAGAGAUAGUGAGGCGUGGAAGAAGUUUGGCCUAGCUAGUGAUGGUUUCAAUCCUUUUGGUACAAUGAGUACUAGUCAUAGCAUUUGGCCUGUUAUUUUGGUUCCAUACAACCUUCCUCCAUGGUUGUGUAUGAAACAACCAAAUUUCAUCCUCUCAAUGAUUAUUCCAGGUCCACGUGCACCAAGAAAUAACAUAGAUGUAUACCUCCAACCCUUUAUUAAGGAGUUGAAAGAGUUGUGGAGUGAUGGUGUUGACACUUUUGACUCAUCAAAGAAUGAAAUGUUUAGAAUGCGAGCGGCUCUUAUGUGGACAGUUAGUGACUUUCCUGGACUUGAUAGCUUAUCUGGUUGGAACACACAUACUGGUCUUGCAUGUCCCUCGUGUAAUUUUGACGCAGAACCUUGUCGACUUCCUUAUAGUAGAAAGUGGUGUUUUAUUGGCCAUCGUCAAUUUUUAUCUAGAAAUCACAAAUUUAGAAUGAUGAGGCAUCAUUUUGAUGGAACUGUGGAAGAGAGGACCCCUCCAAAGAAGUUAUCAGGAUCAGAUAUUUUUCAACAAGUGAAAGAUAUCAAUGUCACAUUUGGAAGACCGACAGAGUUGAAUCGUAAAAGAAAACGAAACAAGCAAACAAAUGAUGAUGAAGGUGGAACUCAACAAUGGAGAAAAAAAAGCAUCUUCUUUGAUCUUCCAUAUUGGGAGUCUAAUUUGUUGCGCCACAAUUUAGAUGUUAUGCAUAUUGAAAAGAAUGUGUUUGACAACAUCAUAUAUACCUUGCUAAAUGAUAAAGAAAAAUCAAAGGAUCAUAUUAAGGCUCGAAAAGAUCUACAAGACAUGGGUAUAUGGCACGAUCUAUGGCCGGAUGAGAAUGGUGAAUGUCGGCUUGGUGCAUUUACAAUUCCAAAGAAGAAGAAAUUGACCUUCCUCAAGACUUUAAAGAAUAUCGUAGUGCCAGAUGGUUAUGCAACUAAUAUAUCUUGUUGCAUUGAUUUGGAUAAAAAAAAAAUCUUUGGAUUAAAGAGUCAUGAUUGUCAUAUCCUCAUGCAACAGUUGUUACCGAUAGCAAUUCGCAAUGUUCUUCCAAAUCAGGUCGUUGCAACUCUGGUAGAGUUUUCUUCCUCUUUUAGGCAACUUUGUAUGAAGAGCUUAACCAUCUCUAACCUGGAAAAGCUACAAAAUCAAAUUGUAGAAACCUUAAGUCAUCUAGAGAUAUUAUUUCCCCCUUCAUUUUUUACUGUAAUGAUUCAUCUGACUGUCUAUCUAGUUGAUGAAGUAAAACAAGGUGGGCCUGUACAUUAUCGCUGGAUGUAUUUUGUUGAAAGAUUGUUAGGUCAUUUUAAGUCUCUCGUACGAAAUAAAUCUCAAUCAGAAGGCUCAAUAGCUGAGGGGCAUAAGGUUGAAGAAGUUCUAACUCUUUACUCUCGUUAUUUUGACGAAAUUGAGUCAAGGUUGAAUCGACCUAAACGUGUAAACGAUGAACCAAAUCAUAAUGAAGCUUCUGGAAAGUCAUCUAUAUUUCCACAACAAGAUAGGUGUGCAAGACAAGAAGACUUGCCAUAUUAUGGAAAGUUAGAAGAGAUUAUAGAGCUUAAUUAUUAUGGCAGGUUCAGAGUUAUUCUUUUCAAGUGUCUAUGGGCUGAUACUACUCGAAAUAGAGGGUACAAACCAGAUGCUUGGAAGUUUAACUGUGUCAAUUUUUCUAAAUUGAUUCACACUGGUGAUCGCGAGGAUCAUGAUCCAUAUAUUGAAGCAUCACAAGCAAAUAUGGUCUACUAUGUUGAUGAUGAAACUGAUAAAGAAUGGAGUAUCGUUGUACAUCUAAAGCCAAGAGAUUUGUUUGAAAUGGGAGAGGUUGAUGAAGAGGAUCUAUACAAGAAUGAGCCAUACCAACAACAAGAAUUUGGACAAUUUUUUGAUGAUGACUACGAGAAUAUCCAAAUUGCAAUAGAUGAGAAUAUGAAUGAAUGA